Messenger RNA from Wallemia mellicola CBS 633.66, 965 nucleotides. RefSeq lists its product as hypothetical. The coding region runs from base 131 to 874 and encodes 247 amino acids. Gene Ontology annotation, molecular function: protein binding. The record is from RefSeq and is a predicted model, not a curated record. NCBI's taxonomy places the organism in Eukaryota, Fungi, Basidiomycota, Wallemiomycetes, Wallemiales, Wallemiaceae. The transcript is spliced from 2 exons.
GAAACGCUUUUUUAAAAGCCUUACACACUCAUUUAAUUAGACUCAAAGUCGCUUAAAAUUCUUACAUUUCGUAAACGCCCACUGCGCUCAGACCUUCAGAUUUCAUAAGAAUCAACAAUCAUUUACAAAGAUGGGAUUAUCAGGAGGAGCGAUCGCUGGUAUCGUUGUUGGUGUGGUAGUUGGUACAGGUCUUAUUGUAACGAUUUUGGUGCUGCUUCACCUGCUCAACAAGCGCACAAAUGCAAUUGAGAGGACGAGAUCUGAUAAUAUAGAGAAGAUCAACAGCGCUGAAGCUGGUCAGAAUUACGGUCACAAUCUUACGCUAGUCAAUGGCGAUAAGGAUAAGCCUGUCGUGCCAGACGAUAACUUCAGAACAUCAGUUGAACAAUCAGUACAAACCUCUAAUGCAGCAGCAGGCGAGGAUGUACAACAGAACCUUAUGGAUAGUUACAAAGAUACGAAUCAAUCACAAGACGCAUUUAUUUACCCCGGUUCAAACGUAUUCGUACUUUACCCAUACAAUGCUGCUCUUCCAGAUGAGCUGACGAUUGUACCAGACCAGACUAUAAGAGUUACGAGAAUCUACGAUGACGCGUGGGCUGCUGGUCAGAUCCUUGGUUCAUCGUUCAGAGAGGGUGCAUUCCCAUUGGUCUGUGUUACAGUUUCAGAGGGUGCUGCGACAUCUAUACAUGGUUCAGCACCAAAGGCACCAUCAGUCAGAUCUUCGUCUGUCAAUUCGAGACAAUCUAGUUUCAAAUCUGCAUUCCAGUCACCAUCUGAAGGUGGAAAAGCAUCCUGGGUUGCAGGCAGACCUGUCUCUGUUGGACACGUUGCGGGACGCAAGCCAGCAUCUUCAAAACAAUCAAACCACUAACUUAACGGAUAAACGGAAAUGGAUAUUUCAAAUUUCGCCUAUACUACCCUUUAGAUUGUCUUUUUAAUAUAUUUUUAUCGAUGCAUGUGAU